Mastomys coucha (southern multimammate mouse) is the source of this 5133-nucleotide messenger RNA. RefSeq names its product solute carrier family 8 member A3 (gene Slc8a3). Gene Ontology annotation, cellular component: postsynapse; axon; sarcolemma. The record is from RefSeq and is a predicted model, not a curated record. The transcript has 8 exons. Gene Ontology annotation, molecular function: calcium:sodium antiporter activity. Gene Ontology annotation, biological process: calcium ion import across plasma membrane; cell communication; sodium ion transmembrane transport. The coding region runs from base 758 to 3544 and encodes 928 amino acids. Lineage: Eukaryota; Metazoa; Chordata; Mammalia; Rodentia; Muridae.
AGCGCUGUGGAAAACUCCCCUCCGCGCGCGAGGCUAAAUAAGCGCGGCUUGUCAUUCGGUGUAGCUGUCUCCCAGCUGAUAGGGUGACGUCGAGUUCGGAGGCUUGGAGAUUGGCUUUUUGAUUUGGCUCCUUACGGAGGCUUAAUGGGCAAAGCUCUAGGCUCGCCCAGAAACCAGCCGCUACGCUCGUCCCCUCUGCGCGCGGCGAGGCCCAGACGUCUCCAGUGGUGACAGCGGGCAAGGCUGAGCCGCGCGCUCCCAGCCCGGGAAAAGCCCGGGCGAUCCGGCAGCCAGCCCCCGCCGGGGUCCCUCGGAGCCGCCAGGGCGCGCCGCGCUGCUCUCCGUCCCACCCCUCCCGCAGGGAUCCCCAGGCGACGGCGGCCGGGCCUCGGCCACUCGGGCAGUCUCUGCUCCUUGGCUGGACGCCGCCGAGGGUCUGUACAACGCGCCCUGCGCCCUGGCCCCAGUGAUCGAGCUCCAGAUGCGCUGUCUGGUAGCCCCCUGACAGCUGCUAGCCCACGAGCUCCGGCCGGCAGCCGCGGCGAACUGUCAUGCCCUGGACGCCGCUGCAGCCCGCCCGCAGCCCGCGGGGGCGAUGAGCCGCUGCGGCCCGUGAGGAGCCGGGCGGCGCGGGCAUCGUGCACCUUCCUAGCCCGCCUCACUUGCCCAUCGAGCUCUGGAGGCUAAGGGGAAUCGGUCUCAGGCCUGUCGGGAGGACCGUUGGUGCUGUGGUGGAGCCAGAACCUAAGUCUUGUGUAUGGCGUGGUUACGGCUGCAGCCUCUCACCUCUGCCUUCCUCCAUUUUGGGCUGGUUACUUUUGUGCUCUUCCUGAAUGGUCUUCGAGCAGAGGCUGGUGACUUGGGGGGUGUGCCCAAUGUGGGGCGGAACAAUGAAUCCUGUUCAGGGUCAUCAGACUGCAAGGAGGGUGUCAUCUUGCCAAUCUGGUAUCCGGAGAACCCUUCCCUUGGGGACAAGAUUGCCAGGGUCAUUGUCUAUUUUGUGGCCCUGAUAUACAUGUUCCUUGGGGUGUCUAUCAUUGCUGACCGAUUCAUGGCAUCUAUUGAAGUUAUUACCUCCCAAGAGAGGGAAGUGACCAUCAAGAAGCCCAAUGGAGAGACCAGCACAACUACAAUUCGGGUAUGGAAUGAAACUGUCUCAAAUCUGACCCUGAUGGCCCUGGGCUCUUCUGCUCCAGAGAUUCUCCUAUCUUUAAUUGAGGUGUGUGGUCAUGGGUUCAUUGCUGGUGAUCUGGGACCAUCUACCAUCGUCGGCAGUGCGGCCUUCAACAUGUUCAUCAUCAUUGGUAUCUGUGUCUAUGUGAUACCAGAUGGGGAGACUCGAAAGAUCAAGCACCUGCGAGUCUUCUUCGUCACAGCUGCUUGGAGCAUCUUUGCCUAUAUUUGGCUCUAUAUGAUCCUGGCAGUCUUCUCUCCUGGUGUGGUCCAGGUUUGGGAAGGCCUCCUUACUCUCUUCUUCUUUCCAGUGUGUGUCCUGCUGGCUUGGGUGGCAGAUAAGCGACUGCUCUUCUACAAAUACAUGCACAAAAAAUACCGUACAGAUAAACACCGAGGAAUUAUCAUUGAGACAGAGGGUGACCACCCUAAGGGCAUUGAGAUGGAUGGGAAAAUGAUGAAUUCUCACUUCCUAGAUGGGAACCUUAUACCCUUAGAAGGAAAGGAGGUAGAUGAAUCUCGCAGGGAAAUGAUUCGGAUUCUUAAGGAUCUGAAACAAAAACACCCAGAAAAGGACUUAGAUCAGCUGGUAGAGAUGGCCAAUUACUAUGCUCUUUCCCACCAACAGAAGAGCCGUGCUUUUUACCGCAUCCAAGCCACCCGAAUGAUGACUGGUGCGGGCAAUAUACUUAAGAAACAUGCAGCGGAGCAAGCCAAGAAGACCUCCAGCAUGAGCGAGGUUCAUACUGAUGAGCCAGAGGACUUUGCCUCUAAGGUCUUCUUUGACCCAUGUUCUUAUCAGUGCCUGGAGAACUGUGGAGCUGUCCUCCUGACUGUGGUGAGGAAAGGGGGAGAUAUAUCCAAGACCAUGUACGUGGACUACAAAACAGAGGACGGUUCUGCCAAUGCAGGGGCGGACUAUGAGUUCACAGAGGGCACUGUGGUUCUGAAGCCAGGAGAGACUCAGAAGGAGUUCUCUGUGGGCAUCAUUGAUGAUGACAUUUUUGAGGAGGAUGAACACUUCUUUGUGAGGCUGAGCAAUGUCCGUGUAGAAGAGGAGCAGCUGGAGGAGGGGAUGCCUCCAGCAAUACUCAAUAGUCUUCCUUUGCCGCGGGCUGUCCUGGCUUCCCCUUGUGUGGCCACAGUAACCAUCUUGGAUGAUGACCAUGCAGGAAUUUUCACCUUUGAAUGUGAUUCCAUUCAUGUCAGUGAAAGUAUUGGUGUUAUGGAAGUCAAGGUUUUGAGGACAUCAGGUGCCAGGGGCACGGUCAUCGUCCCUUUUAGGACAGUAGAAGGGACAGCCAAGGGUGGUGGUGAGGACUUUGAAGAUACAUAUGGGGAACUGGAGUUCAAGAAUGAUGAAACAGUCAAAACAAUUCACAUCAAGGUAAUUGAUGAUAAGGCGUAUGAAAAAAACAAGAAUUACGUCAUUGAGAUGAUGGGCCCCCGCAUGGUGGAUAUGAGUGUUCAGAAAGCUCUCCUGUUAUCUCCAGAGGUAACAGACAGGAAGCUGACGGUGGAGGAAGAGGAGGCCAAGAGAAUAGCCGAGAUGGGAAAGCCAGUAUUGGGCGAACACCCUAAACUAGAGGUCAUCAUUGAAGAGUCCUAUGAGUUCAAGAGUACAGUGGAUAAACUGAUCAAGAAGACAAACCUGGCAUUGGUUGUGGGGACCCAUUCCUGGAGGGACCAGUUCAUGGAAGCCAUCACUGUUAGUGCAGCAGGGGAGGAGGACGACGAUGAAUCUGGAGAGGAGAGGCUGCCAUCCUGCUUUGACUAUGUCAUGCACUUCCUGACAGUCUUCUGGAAGGUGCUCUUUGCCUGUGUGCCCCCCACAGAGUACUGCCAUGGCUGGGCCUGCUUCGUGGUUUCCAUCCUCAUUAUUGGCAUGCUCACCGCCAUCAUCGGGGACCUGGCCUCUCACUUUGGCUGCACCAUCGGGCUCAAGGAUUCGGUCACGGCUGUUGUAUUUGUGGCAUUCGGCACCUCUGUGCCAGAUACAUUUGCCAGCAAAGCUGCUGCCCUGCAGGAUGUGUAUGCAGAUGCUUCCAUUGGCAAUGUCACCGGCAGUAAUGCUGUCAAUGUCUUCCUGGGUAUUGGUUUGGCCUGGUCCGUGGCCGCCAUCUACUGGGCCAUGCAGGGACAGGAGUUCCAUGUGUCCGCUGGCACUCUGGCCUUCUCGGUCACACUUUUCACCAUCUUUGCAUUUGUCUGCCUCAGUGUGCUCUUGUACCGUCGGCGGCCCCACCUGGGCGGAGAGCUCGGAGGUCCUCGUGGCUGCAAGCUUGCCACAACAUGGCUCUUUGUGAGCCUGUGGCUCCUCUACAUACUAUUUGCCACACUGGAAGCCUACUGCUACAUCAAGGGGUUCUGAGCCACCAGAACAAGACCUCCACAGGGCAGGCCUAGGACUUCUGAGAGAAGGGCACUUCCUCAUCAACCUUCCCAGGUUGAGCAUCCCUGGAGAAGCAUCAGGACCCGAGCCCUAGGAACUUCACCUGACCUAGGCCCUGGCACUGCACAGAAAGGGCAAAACUUAACCAACCCAAUGGAAUGGAGAAGACACCCACUGUCCAAAGUAUUUAAUUAAAAACAAACCAGCAACAGCAACAAGAGCAAAUCCACCCCUCCCCAUCCUGCCACUCACACCCCUGGGCCUCCCCUUCUAUCCCACCACCCGACUAUUCCUUUGACUCUACUUCCCCGAGGGGCAGGAUCUGCCCCGUCUCCAGCAAGAUGCAUCAAGACUUCCUCGCUCAGCUGUCAGGGUGUGAGAACGAGCCAUCUCGGCAAUGGCUGCCUUGAGGUGCUCUUUUCAUCUGGUCGUCAUUGUGGUCAUUUUCAUUCUCCUACCUGGUCCCACUGAUUGUCUUGUCUUCUCUUCCUGAAAUUAGUGACAAAGGACCCUGAAGGAAUUCCAAGUCUGAGUAACAGACACCCCCCUACUCUCAUCAGGCCACUGCGGUCCCUUGGCUCCAACUAAGGGUGUAGGAAGAGCUUCAUUCUGUAUGCAUUGACAUCAAACCCAAACCACAAGAGGAAUCACUCUCUUCUUGGUGGAAGCCAUUCUACAUCUCUGUGUUGCGUGUCAGCACCAGUGUGUGUGCCCUCCCACUGAGAGACUUCAGAGCAGAAAUAAGAGUGUUCCAGGCUGACCAAGGGCACCCGGGGAAACACGGGGAACACCUCUCCAAUGUUUCUGAGUUUGUGUCUGAGGUGGGAUAGAAGAGGGUCUUCAACUGGGGAGGUCUUUGAGGGAGCGGGUCAUAUUCAAAGUGUCAGUGUUUGGGGGCAUGGCAGCGUUACCAACCCUCCCUGGCUGAUGUGGCAUAGUCAGGGGGCUGAGGAGGUAGCCUGAAGUGAUGUGAGAAUGUGGAGGCUUGUAAGAGAACCGGGGCUUCCUUCCCCCUCUCCCUGCCUUCAGGCCACUUUUGAAAGCAUGUUCAUAAGACAGGAACUGGAAUCCUUCAUUUCCCCCAUGUUCCUGCUUGUUUCUAAGCCUCAUAAAACUCUCUCUUCCCAGACUGUGGGGUAUUUCUUAUACCCUGCCCCCAAGGGAUCCAAGUCAUCACAUCGCCCAAGAGUCCAGGCCUCUAGAAAAUAAGAGCUGACACGCUGACACCCCACUUCCCAGACCUUUCCUGAUGUGUUUUGAAAAGACCUAGCUUUAACACACACACACACACACACACACACACACACACACACACACACACACACACUACAAAACUGCCCACGGGUCUUGAGGCUUUCUGCAUUGACAUAAAUACAUUUUCUAAGAGAGGAAAAACAAAAUUAAAACAACACCUGUUUAAUUUUAAACAGAUUUUUUUAAAGAAAAUAAAAAAUAAAACAGUGCUUGUGUCCUAAGCUGUGUUGACAGUUGCCGGUGGAAAUGUUGGGUUGGUUAAAAAAAAAAAUAAAAAUAAAAAUAAAAGGUCUACUUAUAUGUCUCUACACACA